GACUGGACCCUGGAUUAGUAUCGUCGCCAUGGAUAAGAUUGUUGCUUUUCCUUGGGAUAAACUUUUCCAUAAUGAAGUACCUGAAUGCCCUAGGAUCUCCUGUUCGAGCCUGAGUGAUGAUGAUACAGUGUAUAAUGAAUCAAGAAGAACGAGUCGGCCCUCUGAGUGCGACGAGGAGUGCGUCAAAUGGUCGAAGAGAAUUCGCCUCAAGAGGAACGCUAAGGACAGGGUCAAGGAAGCCCCCCGAAGGCACCAGGGCGUCACCAUGGCGGGCCAGACGAGGGCGCCGCCGCACAGGCCGUCCAACACUCUGAGCGAGGAAGAGAAUCAGGCGGUCUUCAAGAUGCUCGGCCCGCGGUGUCUGGCACAAGCAACGGCUGUGGUGCAGGUGUACGGGACGGAACCCCCUCACCACAACAGCUGGUACAAAUUGCACUGCGGGGUGGCCACCUUCACCAAAGACAACAUCCGCAAGUCUUUCUUCAUCCAGGUUUACGACUACGCUGCAGGACAGAGGGUCUUCGAGCAGGAAAUCUACAGGGAGUUUUCUUAUCACGACUCGCGACCUCAUUUCCAUCAGUUCGAAUCUGACGAAAAGAUGGUCGGCCUCAACUUCGCAGACGAAGCGGACUCGAAGAAUUUCCACGCCGCUGUCAGUAACCUGCUGUUGAAUCGCAAGAGGAAGAGAGAAGAGCGCAUGCGGCAAGGGAUGCAGAAACAGCAGCAGCAAUUGAGGUCUAUGGAAAACCAGCCGACCAUGACGACGGCAAAAUCUCAGGAGACGGUCCACCAGCCAUCCAAUAACAAAGCGAUGUUGCAGAGAGAACAUAAAGAGAGGAGGAAGUUCAACUUGAACAGAAGAGGCAAAGAGAAGAAGAAAAUUUUGAGGAAAUACAUGAUCGGAGAGCCCACUAACUUCCAGCACGUUGGCCACGCUGGUUUCGAUCAGGACAAUAAGCUCUCUACGUUCAACGCGGACAAGAAGUUUGACGAUGAACUCAAGGAUUUAUUUACAGCCGUCGGCCUGAAAAAGCAGCAGAUGGAGGACCCGGAGAUGCGGAAGUUCGUCUACGAUUUCAUCAUUCAAUCUGGCGGACUCGAAGAGGCCAAGCGGGAGAACCAGAGGUACUCCACCCGCCGCCACCUCGAGGACGGGCAAAGCAGCGUCCAAAACAGACCACUUCCUCCACCGCCUCCUCUGGCAUCCGCUCCUCCACCACCCACUCCUCCAUCAUCCACUCCUCCACCACCACCACCACCACUGAAAUCCCUUCCACCGUCUCCACCACCUACGUUAUUCCCUCCACCGCCUCCACCACUAAGGCAGUCAGCAGCCUCGCCACCAUUGCAGUCAAGGCCUCUCCCUCCUCGUCCGCCGGGAAGACAAGAUUACGGAGGUCGCAGUCCAGGUUCUCGGAUCCACGUAGGCAUGGCUCCUCCACCGCCACCCCCAGUUUCGUCUAUGACUCCGGCACCACCACCACCUGCUGGCCCUGCUCCUCCCCCUCCCCCUCCCCCACCGCCGCCUCCACCACUGUCCGGGAGCUCUGCGGCUCCUCCCCCACCGCCCCCUCCUCCGCCUUCCGGCGGGCUCUCCUCCUCUGCUAACCCUCGCUCAGCUCUCCUGCACCAGAUACAGGAAGGCAAGAACCUCAGGAAAGUAGACAGGAAUGCUGCCCCCGCCCCCGCGCCCGACAGCCGCGGUCAGCUCUUGGAAGACAUCAAGUCGGGCGUGAAGCUGCGCAAGGUGGAGGCCGCCGAAGCGAAGGAGACGGACCCCAACGAGCCAGUGGGACUCACCGGGAUGGCCCUGGACCUCCACCGCGCGCUGCAGGAGAGGUCCAACUUCAUCGCCCUCUCAGACUCUGAGGAAUCCUUAGGCGACGACGACGACGACGAGUGGGAUGAGGACGACUGAGAGGGGCUGUUGAGGGUCGUGCUUUGGUGGGGCUGGAUCCUGAGUCGCCCUCAUUUUCCUGCGUUUGUCGUUAUAAGUCGUUUUAUUGUGGUAGGCUGUUUCGUUCUCUCAUUUGGGGUUUGAUUUUAGCUAUACAUUCGAGUGUGUGUUUUUACUAAACAUUAUAACAUGAGAUAAAAUGUGUUUGAUUGAGCUUUAUAUUUUAUCAGUGUAUGGUAAUUGAAAUUGGGUAUGUUGAAUUAUGAUGGCCGUAGAUGUCUAGUCGUUUAUGAAAACGCAUUCUUUACCUUUUAGGAAUCGAGCUUACAAUCUAAAAGAUACAGUGCAAAUGAUAUUUAUCCAUGUAAUGUAAUGUAUGUAUAUACUGAUACAAUUUUAUUUUGUAUUUAAUAUAGUUAUUAUUACUUUUCUACAAAAAAUAUCUGCAUUGCAUUCCUACAAAAAUACCUACAUAAACUAACUGUAUUAAUAAACAAACUUGUUAAAAUAAACACACGAAUGUAUAUCUUUUUAAAUAAACGUAAAUAAAUGGUGAAAAAUA
This is a messenger RNA of Penaeus indicus, 2459 nucleotides long. RefSeq names its product actin nucleation-promoting factor WASL-like. NCBI's taxonomy places the organism in Eukaryota, Metazoa, Arthropoda, Malacostraca, Decapoda, Penaeidae. The transcript is spliced from 11 exons. The record is from RefSeq and is a predicted model, not a curated record. Gene Ontology annotation, molecular function: actin binding. Bases 29 to 1918 code for a protein of 629 amino acids. Gene Ontology annotation, biological process: actin filament organization.